This is a messenger RNA of Guillardia theta CCMP2712, 396 nucleotides long. RefSeq lists its product as hypothetical. The coding region runs from base 1 to 396 and encodes 131 amino acids. Lineage: Eukaryota; Cryptophyceae; Pyrenomonadales; Geminigeraceae. The transcript is spliced from 4 exons. The record is from RefSeq and is a predicted model, not a curated record.
AUGGGAGCCGACGUCUCGACAUUUACAAACGACUUCUGUGAAUCCACUUGCCAAUGUCCUGCUGCAUGGCAGUCCGGCUUCCAUCGGCAAGCUGGCAUCCAGAAGUCAAGCGAGGAUUCAGCAAGAAAGGCACGCAAGGAGUACUUGAAUAAGAUCGUCCGAGAGAACAAGUAUGAACCUGUUCCCUAUACCACCAAAAACAUGCGAUACCAAAACGACAAGCCCCCAGCCAAUGCUCCAUCCAAUGACGUCUAUGCCGAGACCCUCGACGCUGUCCGAGCUUACAGGAGCGAGGUCAACGUGAAUAACGUUGAGCAGCGGAGCAAGGAGCUUAAGGAGCUGAAGCGGAGGUUGCUGGAAGAACACGACAGGAGACUAGAAGCGAAGCGCGCGUGA